UCCUAAUUCGUAUGGUUCAAAAAUCAAAAUGGCCGGCCGAAACGCUUCAGUGUGAGUUUUAAUACCGCAUUGCUGCGCUUCUUUUGAAUAAAUUGUUUUGAUAUCCGAUCAACUUUCUGUGUUUUGGCCGCCAAUGUCAAAUUGGAUCAAAAUAAAUUGUUUGGUUUAUUUCAUUGGUGAGCAACAAUAGAAUGAAAUGGAGUCCAUCGUUGUUAAAACUGAAAUGCAACCCAAUGGGGAAAUAUUGCUCUUCUAUGUUGAUGAAAACGGUGGCAAUGAGGAAGGUGUAAUAACAACAGUUGAGAACAUAGAAAAUCAAGCAAUACAACUCCAGCAAGAUGACUCUUUCAUCAUACAAGAUGUCGGAGAUGAUUCUAACGAAAUGAACAUCAAUCUAUCAGCACUCACUGACAACUGGACCGAGGAAGACACCAAGAGACUUCUUGUAUUCUACAAUGAUAACAAACAAACAUUCAUAUCUGGAACAACUAAGAAAAAACAUCUUUGGACUGUGGCUUGCAAGACCAUGCUUGUUGGUAAAACCCCAACUGCAUGUGAAGCUAAACUCCUCAGCUUACAGGCAAAGUACAAUGAGAUCUGUGGUCAUAUACAAAAAGGAGUCUAUAUAAAGUGGCCAUAUUUUGAACUGUGCCACCAAAUAUUCCAAGAUGACACCCCUGUGAUCACUGUUGAAACCUUAAACACUCCAGAACCACAAAUUAUCAAAGUUCCCACUUUAAAACAGAAUUUUGACAAUGUAAUGGUGGUUAAAAAGGUGAAUAGUCGAGCUGAUGAGAAAGUGGAAACAAUGUUAAACUUGUAUUUGAAAUACAAGAAGAACUUUCAGGAAGAGUAUUGGAGGCGGGGGAUAUGGGAGACUAUUGCGAUGGAGUUAGGAGACGAUAAUGGUGAAUAUUGGCAAAAACGCUUUUUGAACUACAAACAGCACUAUUUAAGAUUGCUAGAUAAGAGACGUCUGAACGGCUCUGAAGGCAUCAACUGGCCGUAUAUGGAACUGUUUGACAAAAUAUUUGAAGGCGAUGAAGAAUUUCAUAGAAAAUAUGUAAAUGAACAGUACUCUUACAUUGAAAAUGAAGCUAUUGCUGAAGUAGAGGAACAACCACCCACAGUUGAAGAUUGGGACAGCACUGAAAUGACUGUUCUAGUCAAGUACUGCUUUGAUUGCUUUGAAGAGUUUGAAGACCCUACAAUACCUAACACUUUCUUAUGGAAUGAGAUAGGACGCCUAUUAGACAAGACUGCUGACCUUUGCAAGUCGAAGUAUGAAGAACUUAAAAACGAGCACUUAGAAAAAUAUAUCGCGGGAGGCUACGACUUACGUACAAGGAAAACUAUUGAGAUAUUAUUUGACAACCUGGUAUCGAAAGAAGUUGAGGUUCAAUUGUCGAAGGUUACCAGAAAGCCUGAACUAGAGGUUUGGAAGACAGAAGAAUUGGAUGAACUGGUGCAAUUCUUCUAUGAGAACGUAGAGAUGUAUAAAGACACCAUCUGCCACUUUGUGUGUUGGGCAGCGAUAGUUAAGAAGUUGAAAAGAACUAUGCAGAGUUGCAGAAGCCAAUGGGAAGAUUUGUUAUGCCUGUACAAGACAAUACUGAAUGAUAAGAAAGAAAAUCCUGAUAUGCAGAUAGAUUGGCGGUACAUAGAGGUUUUUGAUAGGAUAUUUGACUAUGGAAUGGAUACAAACUUGCUUUCAGGGUAUGAAAAUUUGAAGAAUCAAAAUAACACUGCUGACUCAGGCAUGGUUGGUGUCAAAAAAGUAAACAUCAAAAUGGAGGAUUCUAUCGAAGAGUUCAGUGAAGAUGAGGAAUGUUAUGACGAGCGAGGCUUCACCAAACGUACCAAACGACGUUCAGGAGACUCGAAAGCUUUUAAAAUCCUUGAAUACUAUCAGAAAAAUAAAGAUAAGUUCUCCACAACAAACAGAAACAAGCAUUCCUUGUGGGAGGUAUUGGCUAAGCAGCUGGGAAUUUCAGCCACACAAUGCGCUCAUAGGUUCAGGAACCUUAAGCAGGUUUACACAGCAUAUGUCCAAAGAGAGAUUAACAAACCAGAGAUGCCCAUUCUAUGGCCUUACUACGCUCUUUGCAAAAAAGUCUUCGGCUACCGAGCAAUAAAAUCCAAACUCAAAAAUGGUAAAAUAGAUUCUGACGACAGCGAAGACUGGUCAGCAAAAGAAAUAAAGCAACUUUUCAAUUAUUUCUCACAAAACUUUUAUGAAAUCAACAAUAAUAUAGAAGAUGCUACCAAAUGGUCCGACUUGGCCGGUGAGAUAGGUAAAAGUGAGAAUGCUUGCAGAGAAAAGUUUCUUGAACUUAGAAAGUCUUACAGGAAGCUGAAAACUAUGAGGACAAGAAAUCCUGAUGUUAAAAUAUCUUGGAAAUAUUUUAAUAUGUUUGAAAAUAUUUAUAACAGUAAUGAGAAUGGUGUAGCUGAGGGUAUGGAAGUAGAUGAAACAUAUGCUGAGGUGCCAAUGGGAUCUGAUGAAAAGAAUGAACAAGAAGAAGACGAUUAUCAAUGCAUCAUAGUUAUACCAGAAGGUCAAGAUUUGUCAGAGAUAGAAAACGCUCAAUUCAUAAUACAAGAACAGCUUGAGACUGAAUCACAGGAAUCUAUCACGGAAGAACCACCAAAACCGGUGAAACUCGUCAAGUGGACGAAAAGAACUAAAAAGAGGCUACUUAUCUUCUACAUCAACUACAUACGAUCUCACAAAGGAAAGGAAAUUAUUCCCAAAGAGAUGUGGGCAGAAAUAGCCGCCAAACUACCAGAUAAAACUCCACUUUCAUGCAGAAAAAUGUUUGCGAAACUCAAGGCAAACCAUAAACAAAUUAACGAAACAGAUCCUAAUGGCAAGAAAACUCCUUACUACACUUUAAUGGAAAAAGUAAUGAGACUAAAACCAAAAUUCGCUAAAACGCAACAAAAUAAAGCAUUAAAAGACGGCAAAGUAUACAAAGAUGUAUCUUUACCUGAUGACAAAGUUGUACAAGCAUUACAAUAUUACUUAGAAAAUAUCGAAGAUUUUGUUAGUCCACGAUUUGAGAAGAAAUAUCUAUGGACUGAAUUGGCUAACUACAUUUGUGAGCCCGUUACAAAAGUGUUUAACAAAAUUAACUAUUUGAAACAAUCUUACAUGAAUGAAAAUGCUAAUGAAGUUACAGAAAAAACUCCCUUUGAGGACCUAUUAAAGGAGAUAUUUGCUAAAGAGAUAGCAAUCAAAUUAGUUUUAGAAAAUCAACCGAAGCCUGUUAUCGAAGAGUCUUGUACAGAAGAAAGUUGGACAGAUGAAGAGACAGAACAACUUCUAGAAUGGUAUCUAAGUAAUUUGGAUAAAUUCAAAAACCCUAAAUUUGUAAGAAGCUACUUAUGGAUGGAAGUUUCUAGUAUGUUGAAUAAAAGUGCUAUUACUUGUUCGAAGAAAAUGUCUGAAAUAAGGACUCAGUAUAGAAAUAUGGUGAGGGAAAGACCAGAAGAAUUGAAUGAAUGGAGAUUCCUUGAUCUUUGUCAGAAAAUCUAUGGGACUGGAAAGAAAGGGGCACAGGCUAACACUAAUUAAAGUUUAUGUUAAGUAGUA
Helicoverpa armigera (cotton bollworm) is the source of this 3595-nucleotide messenger RNA. RefSeq lists its product as uncharacterized. Lineage: Eukaryota; Metazoa; Arthropoda; Insecta; Lepidoptera; Noctuidae. The transcript is spliced from 5 exons. Bases 197 to 3577 code for a protein of 1126 amino acids. Gene Ontology annotation, molecular function: transcription cis-regulatory region binding. The record is from RefSeq and is a predicted model, not a curated record. Gene Ontology annotation, cellular component: nucleus.